Galendromus occidentalis (western predatory mite) is the source of this 2873-nucleotide messenger RNA. RefSeq names its product SCY1-like protein 2. Gene Ontology annotation, molecular function: protein kinase activity; ATP binding. The transcript is spliced from 4 exons. Gene Ontology annotation, biological process: protein phosphorylation. NCBI's taxonomy places the organism in Eukaryota, Metazoa, Arthropoda, Arachnida, Mesostigmata, Phytoseiidae. The record is from RefSeq and is a predicted model, not a curated record. Bases 273 to 2735 code for a protein of 820 amino acids.
UAUUUUCGUUGCCAUUCUCUCGGGACUCGAGACGGUGUGCUCAGAUAUUUUUUUCUCGUGAUUCCUUAGCCAUCGGACAUCAUCCGCUCAACUGAUCCUUCGUCUCCCUCACGGACACGGUUGCCCGUUCACAGACAUGCGAGUCUAUCGCCAACCUCCCAUAUGAUAGCUGUCUGUCUUAUACUGUGACAUUAAGAUUCGAUACGUCUCAUCUAGUCAGAUAUCGGAGGAGCCGUAUUCCGUGGAUUCGAUAAGAUUUAUCCAUCGGAGCCAUGGAUUACCUCAGUCGCAUCAAAUCCACUGUCGUCGAUACAGUGUCCAACUUGUCAUCGGUUCUGACCGGGAACCCACUCAGUGGACAAUAUGAGAUCGGGAGCUACCUCGGCUCCUACGGUCCCGGGUUGCAUUGGAAGAUGUUCGAUGCGAUCAAAAGAUCCACUCGAGAAGAGGCUUGCGUGUUCCUCCUCGAGAAGAAGUCGCUGGACAGGUACUCGAAGUCGGAGCGGGAUUACGUUCUGAAUUUUCUGAAGCAAGGAGUGGCUCAAUUGACCCGUCUGCGUCAUCCGGCGGUGCUAACAGUGUCUCAUCCCCUGGAAGAAUCUCGAGAGGCCUUCGCCUUUGCGACAGAAGCGUGUUUCUGUUCGUUGGCUAAUGUCGUGAAAUGUGAUCGACCGGGAUCGCCGUCUGUGGAUCUGCCGGAGGCCGUGAAAGAGUAUAAGCUACACGAAGUGGAAAUCAAAUACGGUCUCGCUCAGGUCGCCGAGGCUCUUGCAUUCCUGCACCAAGCGAAACGAGUACACGGGAACAUUUGUCCGGAGAUGAUCGUAAUAAACAAGAAGGGAGCUUGGAAGCUCGCCGGCUUCGAUUUGUGCGUCACGUUGACCGGAGACAACGCUCGGUACGACUUCGACACGACGUCCCCGCAAGCUUGCCAGCCCAACUAUGAUUUUAUUGCUCCAGAAUGCGCGAACGAUCACUCGUGUACACCGAGCAGCGAUAUGUAUUCCCUCGGUGUGCUUGUGUUCAGCGUUCACUCGAAUGGAAGUACGCCGUAUUCGACGAGAAACAACUUCCAGACGCUCAAAGCUUGUCUGGAUCAGAUGAAAACUUUCCCGAAGAGCAAACUUCAAGGCCUACCGAAAGGCGCCCAGGACCACGUGAGGCUGCUGCUGAGUUACAACUCGAAACUCCGUCCCGAUGCCCACGAAUUCCUCAAACUACCGUAUCUCGAGGACAUUGGAGUGAAGACUCUGAGAGAUCUGGAUAAUCUCUAUCAGCUAGACAAGGUAGCGAAAUCAUACAUAUUCAAAGGAUUACCACCCGUCAUCGAGAAGCUACCGAAGCGAAUGAGCUUGUACCGGGUUUUGCCCUGUCUGGCUGCCGAGUACGUCAAUCCCGAAAUGGUUCCCUUCAUCCUACCCAGCGUGCUUCUAAUUAUCGAAAUGACCACCAAAGAGGAAUUCGUUGCUUCGAUUCUCCCUGAUAUGCAGCGAGUUUUCACCUACACCCAACCGGUACACAUAAUGUACUUGCUCCUUCAAAAAAUGGACCUCCUAAUCUCGAAAUGUCCGCCCGAAGCGGUUCGGGAUCACUUGUUACCAAUGGUCUACCGUUCCCUGGAAUGCAACUCUCAACAAAUUCAGGAGCUCUGCCUGGGCACGCUGCCUGACUUUUGCCACUUGGUGGAGUACGGCUCGAUGAAGAAUAGUUUGUUGCCGAAAGUGAAGAAGCUCUGCGUUGUGACGAGUUUGACUUCGACGAGAGUGAAAUGUCUCGUGUGUUUGGGCAAGAUCUUGGAGCAUCUCGAUAAGUGGGUGGCGCUCGACGACGUCAUCGCGUGGCUGCCCGAAAUCAAAUCGAGAGAUUCGGCGGUGUUGAUGGCCAUCAUCGGCAUUUAUAAGGUUGCGCUCCACCACUCCAAGUUAGGCAUCACUAAGGAAAUUCUGGCAUGUAAAGUUAUCCCGUUCCUCGUUCCGCUCGUCAUAGAGGGCUCGUUGAAUUUGAGUCAAUUCAACCAAGUGGUCUCACUCAUCAAAGAAAUGCUCGCUCAAGUCGAGAAUGAACAUAGAACCAAACUCGAGCAAACGGAUACCUCGAGAGAAGACCAAGCGAACAGCUCAGCCACUUCGCCUAUCAAUUCCCCGAACGCCGAUGAGUUGUUUGCGGAACUCUCGUCCGAUACUAAUCCGACAAGCCGGUCGAAAGUAGUGAGCAACAAAACUCUUUCCCUCGAAGACAAACAACGAAUGGUGCAACAAGAGGACGCCAUGAGCAUGCUAGUGAAUCAAGCGCCUCUGACGCCCGACUUGGGGCUUCAGGCGAAACCUCAAUCGGAGUCCAGAUUCGCCGCUCAAAACAGCAAGACCGCUGCGAAGGAUCUGACGUCUUCCCUCAUCAAUUCGAACAUGAUUAGUCUCCAGAAUAAAACAAAUAAUCUCCGGCCCCGACAACAGACGCAGCAAAGGCAACAACAACAGUCCUUCCAACCGAAUUACAACAUCGACACUCAGACGCUCAUGAGUCCGACGAGUCCGACGAACAGCUGGUCGAAGACCGAGAGUUGGUCCGUCAGUGGCAACAACUCGACUUCAAAGCAGAGCUCUACGAAUUGGGACGAUAACUGGGGCGACUGGUCGUCUCCUGCGGGGAAUAAGUCGACGCUGGAUUUAUCGGAAUUCGAUACACUGACUCUCGAAAGCAAAAAGAACGAUAUACUUCGAAGGAACAAAAGUUGAGCAUGGAAGGACGACGGGAGACGAAUUGGAACGAUUCCUCUAGUCACGAAGAUUCAGUGGAGUUGAAUGGAUCCUCGAUGCUUUGUGUCAUUCCGUGAGAUACCUUCAGCGGCGUGUACAUUUCCCUCCUCCGCAUCA